CAAAUCCCAAAGGCGGAACCAGAGUCCUGGGGAUCCAAGCAUCAGAGGGCACAGACUGAGUGCAAACCAAAGCAGCUGCCCCUGCAGCACACGUUUGGUUUCUACAUUGCAACAGUCGUAACAAGCUCCUGAGUUUGAGAAACCUUUCAAGAAUCAGGUGGAUGCAGGUGAAACAGAAAGGGGACAUCCUGUCUGCUUCAGUUAUUGAGAGGAGGAUUGAUCAGACUGACGUGAACCUCAUCAUGGACCUGAACAGCAUCGAGGGGCUGAAUGAAAUCCGUCUGCCUGUUUACAGAGCCGCCAUGAAGCUUCUGUCUCUGCAGAAACUCUGUCAUAUGCACGUUGUGUCCGUUCGACACAUUACGGCGGCUGUCAUUUCAGUGGGCGGGACUCAGCGGCAGGAUGUGGGGCUGAACAGGGAGGAAGUGACCUGGACUCUUAACAGGAUGUUUCACGGCGUGUCACAGGAAGUGCCAGGUCAUGUGACCGUGCGGGCUCCAGAGGAGACGUGCAGUGUGAUGUUCAGACUAUAUGACAGGACUCAGGUGGGUUCGGUACCUGCUGCAUCUCUUCAGACGGCUCUGAUCGCUCUGUCCUCUGACAGUCUGCUGGAAAAAUACACAGCUCUGAUGAGGGUUUCAGACAACAGCUCAGGAUCCGUCAGCAGGUCUGGACUCAGGGCUUUACUGCAGGACCUCAGCCAGGUUCCAGCGGCGGUGCAGGAGGAAGUAGUUUUUGGCAGCGUGGAGGCAGCGGUGAGGUCGUGUUUUAACGGGGUGUUGACCUCUAUGGCAAGUGAAGAACAUGUUUUGUCAUGGCUGCAGACUGAGCCACAUCUGUUGCUAUGGUUACCCACUCUGUACCGGCUGUCCGUCAGUCAGAACGUCAGUCACACAGUCCGCUGCCACACCUGCAAGACCUUCCCCAUCUCUGGCCUCCGGUAUCGCUGUAUGAAGUGUGUGAACGUCCACGUGUGUCAGAGCUGCUUCCUGAGAGAGAGACACACGAGGAAACACAAAACCCACCAUCCAGUUCUUGAGUUCUGCACACAGCCCACCUGGAGGGAGACUCUUUGCUUGUUAGUGCACAGCGCUCGUCACACCCUGUUGCCACGGCGAUACACUCAGAGAGAGCCUGACAGGAGGAGGGUCCUGAUAUGGGCGGAGCCAGGGGAGACUCAGGACAGUCCAUCCUCCAACAGAGAUGCUUCCCAUGAUGCCUCAGUGCGACCUCCUCCUAGCUCAUUGUCCUUGUCUAAAGUUGUGCAGACUGAUGAGGAGAUGCUGACUCAGCAGGUGACCUCUGAUCUCAUAGGGGUUGUUGACCUCAUGGUCAGGAACCUGCACCGAGACAAAUGGCUGCUCAAGCAGGAGAUGAAGGCAUGGCGGCUCACCGUACAAUCAGAGCAGGGCAUCCUGGAGGACAGGUGCUCGGAGAUUGAGGUUACCAUGGAAACACUGAGACAACACAACCUGCGUCUGCAGGGCAUGCUCACACAGGCUCAACGACAUGCCAACAGCACGCUACACAGCAUCGACAUGGAAAGAGGUGAUGUCACACCAACUUCUGACACACAGAGAAACACUGAGGAGGAGGAGGAGGAGGAAGUGUUGAUGAAGGACGAGUGGAGUGAGGACGAACAACAAACUCCAUCUCCCACAAUCCACCAGGGCACUCCUCUGUCACAUGAUGUCUGUUGUGAGGAGGAAGGGUUUGCAGGUGACAUGUGUCUCUGCCGGCCAAUAGGACAAGAGGACAGACCAGAGGAGGCGGGGCUACAGAACGUAGACACCUGUCUGUCUCAAGGAGAAGAGGAGGAGGAAGAGGAGGAUUGUGGGAUGUGUAGUCCAGAGGAGCUGCUG
This is a messenger RNA of Seriola dumerili (greater amberjack), 1862 nucleotides long. RefSeq names its product dystrotelin-like (gene dytn). Gene Ontology annotation, cellular component: plasma membrane. The record is from RefSeq and is a predicted model, not a curated record. Gene Ontology annotation, molecular function: zinc ion binding. Gene Ontology annotation, biological process: synaptic signaling. Lineage: Eukaryota; Metazoa; Chordata; Actinopteri; Carangiformes; Carangidae. The transcript has 16 exons. The annotation marks the transcript as partial.